Molecule: messenger RNA, 528 nt
Organism: Trichoderma virens Gv29-8
Lineage: Eukaryota; Fungi; Ascomycota; Sordariomycetes; Hypocreales; Hypocreaceae
Exons: 6
Coding region: 1-528 (175 amino acids)
Molecular function (GO): carbonate dehydratase activity; zinc ion binding
Source: RefSeq, a predicted model, not a curated record
AUGGCCCCAGUUCCUUACGAGACUCUUCUUGAGCAGACUCACAACCCCCCGCCUACAAUCGCCGAACAGGUGGCUCUCGGUCGCGUCUUCGAGACUACUCUCGUUAUUACUUGCGUCGAUUUCCGCCUCAACCCAGAUCAAUUCCUGCAGACUAAGCCCGAAGAUCAGAUUCUUAUAUCGCGCAAUCCUGCAGGCCGUGUUGCUCCUGCUUUGCAAGAAGUGAUGCUCUUUGAUGUUUUUCUUGGUCUCAAGAGUGUCAUAGUGAUUCAUCACACAGAUUGUGGUGGAAGUCAAUUUAAGGAUGCAGAUAUUCGUGAAGCCCAUAAAUGCCGCCUGCCAGAUCAUUCAGAGAUUGAUAAUAUGGUAUUUGGAGCAUUUGACAAUGUCGAGCAAAGCGUCCGAGAUGACCUUCAUAUACUGAAGACAUCUCCUUAUGUGCCUAAGAGGAUUGCUGAUCAGUGUUUUGGCUUUGUGUAUGACAUUAAGACUGGCCUGCUGACCCCUGUGGAUUACAAUAACCAUGCGUGA